ACGUGCGAUUAAGAACCUCAGACAUGCCCGUGUCCAUGCAAGAGCAUGCACUCCGCUACACCCGAUCACUCGUCACUGCCGGUACCUCCGGUGCCACUCCUCCUCAAACUCAUCGACUUAGCCCCGCCCUCCUCGCUCGUUCUCUCAAAAAGGAGUUUGAUGGGUUGUAUGGGCCGGCAUGGCACUGUGUAGUGGGGAAGAGUUUCGGGUCGUUUGUCACACAUUCACCAGGCGGGUUUGUGUAUUUCUCUUUGGAUUCGCUGUCUUUUCUUCUAUUCAAGACUGAAGUUCAGCUGGUUAUCAAUUGAACUGAACGAUAUUUCACACCUCCCAGCCCCAACACCCCAGCAACCCCCGCCCC
Messenger RNA from Coffea arabica (coffee), 361 nucleotides. The record is from RefSeq and is a predicted model, not a curated record. Lineage: Eukaryota; Viridiplantae; Streptophyta; Magnoliopsida; Gentianales; Rubiaceae.